Messenger RNA from Drepanopeziza brunnea f. sp. 'multigermtubi' MB_m1, 1212 nucleotides. RefSeq lists its product as uncharacterized. The record is from RefSeq and is a predicted model, not a curated record. Lineage: Eukaryota; Fungi; Ascomycota; Leotiomycetes; Helotiales; Drepanopezizaceae.
AUGGAUAAAGGGCCCUCAACGUGGAUUAUGGAGAUCCCAAGUUCAAGCAAGGAUAAACCGAAGGGCGUGGAUGUAGAGGGGUCGAAAGUGAGGAUGAUGGUUCGGAGGCUUUUCAAGACAUCCCCACGGCCUGCGGAGAAGCCUUCUUCGAAGUCGAUACCUAAUACCCAGAAGGGCGAGAAGGAUGGCAAACUCACUGGGGCAGCAGUUCUCAGCUUCAACAAGAGACCCACGAAGAACCUCAAACCAUCCGCACCCAUACCCCGAAAACCCACCUCCCAACCGCCCAAACCAAGUAUCGAAUCUCAACCCAUGGCAGGCCCCGUAACAAUCCCCCCACCGACCAGCGACCUCCCAACAUACACUCAGAAAGACAUACUCUACAAAGGCAAGGGCAAACCCCUCGCCUCAUCCCGCGACUCGAAAUUCAGCUCCAUCAGCUCCCUGCCCUCUGGAUUUUCCGUUAACCCCCCAUCUCCCACGCUCUCCUCCGUCACAACCACAUCAACAUCACCAGCAACAGCCUACACAACCCUCAACCCCCACGAGUUUGCCCAUCUGAACUCUCUCGUCAGGCGCUGCGCCCGCCGCCUCCACCAGCAGGACCUCCUCGCUAGCAACCUUGCCAAUAAUCUCCUGCACAUCUUCACCAGCAAGGAGGCGCAGCUGCAUGCCCAGAAGCAUCUCCGCCGCUCCGAGCAGCAGCACAUGCUGCAAACGCUUUUCCGCGUCCGGGAGCACUGCGGACGGCUGUUCCUACGCAAGGCGGCGUUCUCGCAACAUGCGUUCUCGGUGCUGGAGAGACUGAAGAAAGUAUCAACGGAGAGCGAGAGGGAUGCCAAGGCGCGGAUUCCAGAGGCGUGUACGAGUUGGCAGGCGAGCGAGGGAUUGCGCUUUGUGGUGUGUAGGGAGGCGGUGGGGGAUUUUGUCAAGGAGAUGGCGAGAGAUAGGCAAUUUCAGACGGGGUUGGACGGGGAUAUACAGAAUUCCAUCCUGGAGUGCGCGAGGGAGGGGAGGUGGGUUGCUGGUGGCGGUGUAGGCGAGAAAGUUAUGAUGGGCCGCUUUGUAGGGUUUGUUGAGGCGAGGGGACGGAAGUUGGAGGAGUAUUAUGAUAUUUUGGAAGUGUUGGUCAAGCAAGUCGAGGAGGCUGUGAUGAGGGAGAAGAAGGGUGAUUUGAUGUGGGUUGAAGCCUGCCCGAGUUGGGUUCGCUAG